Messenger RNA from Brassica rapa (field mustard), 1568 nucleotides. RefSeq names its product expansin-like B1. The record is from RefSeq and is a predicted model, not a curated record. Gene Ontology annotation, biological process: sexual reproduction. Lineage: Eukaryota; Viridiplantae; Streptophyta; Magnoliopsida; Brassicales; Brassicaceae. Gene Ontology annotation, cellular component: extracellular region.
AAUAUAUGUAACUUAACUUUUCAAUAUAUUUAUCUUUACUCCUUUCACCGCAAAACUUAUACGAUAGGUAAAUUUCUCAAAAGUGAAGUGUGAAUUUCGAUAUGUGAUUCCCCAGCUAUAAGAAAAUAAUGAUAAUGACAUUGAAACUAGGUUCAGGUCACGACCAACCUCUUAAAUCCCAAAUUUCUUACUUUUGAAACUAGGUUCAGGUCACGACCAACCUCUUAAAUCCCAAAUUUCUUACUUUUGAAACUAGGUUCAGGUCACGACCAACCUCUUAAAUCCCAAAUUUCUUACUUUUGAAACUAGGUUCAGGUCACGACCAACCUCUUACCUCCCCAAUUUCUUACUUGGGUGGUGCAAGUACGCGUUUUUAGCGAAAAUAUAAAUUUGAGAUAUUGGAAAGAAAAGAAAUAUUAACGAUGCUUGAGCAAAUGCUUAUAAUAUUAUAAUAAGCACUCUACCUUCAACUAUAAAUACCAUAUUAGACUUCUCCUCUACCAUCACAUAUCUUUUGUAACACUAAUCUAUUUCCCAAACCACUUUUAAAAUAGUCUGGCAAAGUGGCAAUAGUUACAUAUAACCAUAUGAAGAAGUCUCACGUUUUGCUUCUUCUGCUUGUUCAAGUCAUUGUCCUCUUGCCUCUUCUUUGUUUAUCUGAUGACUUUGUUAGCUCUAGAGCUACUUAUUAUGGCAGCCCCGAUUGCAAAGGAAAUUCCCGAGGAGCAUGUGGGUAUGGAGAAUUUGGAAGAGAUAUCAAUGAUGGUGAAGUAAGUGGUGUUUCAUCUCGACUAUGGAAAAAUGGAGCUGGCUGUGGUGCUUGUUACCAGGUGAGAUGCAAAAUACCUCCACACUGCAAUGAGGAAGGAGUAUACGUAGUGGCUACGGACUAUGGAGAAGGAGAUGGUACGGACUUCAUCUUUAGCCCUAAGGCGUACGGACGUAUGGCUCGGCCCGGCACAGAGUUUCAGCUCUACUCUUUUGGUGUGGUUGACGUUGAGUACCAGAGGGUCCCUUGCCGGUACGGAGGGUACAAUCUGGUGUAUAAGAUCCAUGAGAAAAGCUAUAAUCCUCAUUAUCUUGCCGUCCUUAUCUUGUACGUUGGUGGUGUCAACGACAUCCUCGCCGUUGAAUUCUGGCAGGAGGAUUGCAAAGAGUGGAAACGCAUGAGGAGAGUGUUUGGAGCGGUUCAUGAUUAUCAGAAUCCACCAAGAGGCACUCUCUCUUUGAGGUUUUUAGUCUAUGGAAGCGCCGGUCUCAACUGGGUCGAAUCCCAGAACGCUCUUCCAGCAGAUUGGACCGCCGGAGCCACCUACAACUCCAACAUUCUACUUACUUAACUCUCUCUCUCUCGAUAGCCUGUUAUAUACGUAUGGUUUUCUCUAUGUAAUGGCUACAACAUAUUUCAAUAAUGCCUGUAGAGCUAGUAAGGAUAAUCAUCGUAGAUUCAUAUAACAAUGUACUGUGUCUAGUCAAGAAGAUUGUAAUGAUUUGUAAGGAUUUGGUUAGUGGAAUAAUCAAAUAAUGAUAAAACUUAACAAAAAGUUUCAUAUGCUCUUUUUAUCAUA